This is a messenger RNA of Cutaneotrichosporon oleaginosum, 3790 nucleotides long. RefSeq lists its product as uncharacterized. Gene Ontology annotation, molecular function: identical protein binding; ubiquitin binding; cytoskeletal protein binding. Gene Ontology annotation, cellular component: nucleus. NCBI's taxonomy places the organism in Eukaryota, Fungi, Basidiomycota, Tremellomycetes, Trichosporonales, Trichosporonaceae. The record is from RefSeq and is a predicted model, not a curated record. Gene Ontology annotation, biological process: actin cortical patch assembly.
UUCCAAGUCGUCUGUCUGCAUUCAUCCCGACAUCACACUCGUCCAUCUCUCAUCUCGCAUCUCCCAUCUCAACUCGUGUGCAGCAACAUCCCCCUACAUCUAGAAUCCGCCCCAGAUCAGCCUGAUCUUUACCUGUGCACGCGAGAACUACCCCUAACCCUCCGCCCACGAUGGCCUACGUCGCAGUCGUCAAGGCGCUCUACGACUAUACGGCCCAGGACACAGAGGACGAGCUUUCGUUCUCCGAGGACCAAAUCCUCUACAUUGUCGAAAAGGGCGAUGACGAUUGGUGGAAGGCCAAGCUCAAGGAGGAGGAUGGUGGGCAGGACGGGCCUGUGGGCCUGAUCCCCUGCACCUACGUCGAGGAGAUGCCCCCCAUGAACCAAACGAGAUCCAUGUACGCCUACGAGUCGACGUCGCCCGAGGAGCUCUCGAUGGACGAGGAGGCGACGCUGUAUGUUUACGCGGUCGAGGACGAGUGGCUGCUUGUGCGCGUCGAGGGUGGUGGCGAUAAGCUGGGCUUUGUGCCGCGCAACUACUGCGAGGAGAUCGACGCUUCAGCCAGCGUCGCCGUCGCUGGCGCCGAGGAGAGUGCGGAUGCCGUCGAGGCCCAGCGCCGCGAAGAGGAGGAAGCAGCGCACGCACGUGAGCUCGCCGAGCACCAGCGCCAGCUCCGCCUCAAGGACAAAGUCGAGACAUGGUCCGUGGCCGAGAUGGAGGGCAGCCGGAAGAAGAACGGCACCCUGGGCGUCGGUAACGGCGCCAUCUUCUUUGCUUCCGAGGCCGACAAGAGUCCCGUCAAGCAACACCCGAUCACCGCACUCCGACAAGUCGAGCCCCAGUCAGACAAGGUGCUCGUGCUGAGCCUGGCUGGGGUUCAGCCCACCAUGGUUCUCCACACGGGCAGCGCCAAGGUGUCCAAGGAGAUCAUUGCGAAGCUCGAGCAGAGCAAGGAGGCGGCCGGCGAGGCGCUGCAGGUCACGCACGACGUGGACGAAGCGCCUCAGCAGCCCCCAUCCGAGGACGAGGCGCCAGUGGCCCCACCGCCGACGAAACAGGUACGAUGGGCCGAAGAGACGCCCGCGUCCCCACAAUCGCCUGUGCGCCCGCCGUCUGCCGGCGCUGGUGGUGCUGAGCAGUGCGUCGUCCUAUACGACUUCGAGGCCGGUGGCGACGACGAGCUCACUGUCGCUGAGGGUGAAACGCUCACCGUUGUCGAGAAGGAGGACGAGUGGUGGCUCGUGCGCAAUCAGCGGGGCGCGGAGGGUGUUGUUCCAGCCCAGUACGUGGAGGUGACGGCCGGCCGUGCCCCUGUUACGCCUGCGGUCGACCCUGCCGCGGAGCGUCGCGCUGCUGAGGCGCUGGCGGCUCAGGCUGCGGCUGCUGCCGAGGCUCAGCGCAGGGAGGAGGCGCAGCGCAAGGAGGAGGAGCGCCGUGCGAUCGAGGAGGCGGCCGUGCGGCGGGCCGAGCAGGAGGCCGCGGAUCACGAGCUCGCCCAGCAAAUCGAGGCUGAGGAGCGCGCCAAGCGGCAGCAGGUUGACCGACGCGCACGCGAGGAAGUGCAGCGGAGGCGUGACGCCGAGGCUGCGUCUAGGCGGGAGGCGGCACGCGGCGCUGAGCCACCGAAGGUCACCUCGCGCGGGGGUGGCGACGCUGCGGCCGCCGCUCGCAACCUUCCAAGCGGGAAGGCUAAGGCUGCACCAGCCAAGCCGAGCGACCCCUCGCGGCCGAAGCCGAACCCAGCACGCACGCGCGUGUGGAGCGACCGCACGGGGCAGUUCAAGGUCGAGGCCGAGUUCUUGGGUAUGAACGGCAACAAGCUGCGAUUGCACAAGCUGAACGGCGUGAUCAUUGAGGUCCCAAUGGAGAAGAUGUCUCCCGACGACGCCCACAUGAUCAAGCGCUAUCUCGCGCGCAAGGAGCGGCAGGCGUCUGCAGUCGAGGACGACGACGUUCCUCUGGGGCAGGCGGUGCGCAAGCCGAGCGCGACGAUCAGCCAAGAGUCGAGCGCGCGCGCCGAGGCGCAGCAGCGCCGCGCCCCACGCAAGUCCACCUUUGACUGGUUCGCGUUCUUCCUCGACGCCGGGUGCGGGAUGGACGACUGCACGCGCUACGCGGCGAACUUCGACCGCGAUAGGAUCGACGAGACUAUUCUGCCAGAGCUGGACGCGAGCACGCUGCGCUCGCUCGGCCUGCGCGAGGGCGACGUCAUCCGUGUCAGCAAGGUCAUCAAGGGGCGGUAUGCCAAGAAGUCGCCUGAGCAGCAGGCGCAACUGAGCGCUGAUGAGGAGUACGCGCGCAAGCUGCAGGAGCAUGAGGACAGCGGCGGCAAGGGUCCGGCACCUGUUCCGCCCCCCGGCCUCUUCACUAAGCCGGACGGCAAGUUGGCGAACAACACGCGCCGUGGCCGUCCUGAGCGCCGCAACACGCUCACGUCCAACACAGUCGACACGGCGGCACUCGGCGCGGUCAGUGAGCAGUUGACCAAGGUGUCCCUCACCCCGAUGGAACCCACGAAGUCGCCGUCCGUUGCGACGCCGCCCGAGAAGAAGGAGGAGAAGAAGGAGGAGCCGCCCAAGACGCUGCUUACGGGCUUUGACGACGACGCAUGGGAGAUCAAGCCUCCCACGAAGACGUCCAAACCCACGUCUCCCGCCCCAGCCGCGCCGCCCAAGACGGUGAGCCCGGCGCCCAAGCCCAACGGCACCGACGCGCUCCUGGCCCAGAUCAGCAGCAUGCGGCCCGCGAGCACCGACCCGCCCCGCGGAGGCAACUUCGACGUUCUCGCCGAGCUUCCCUCUCCACAGAGCGUGCAGGCGCAGCAGCGCACGGGCUCCGUUUCGGCUCCGCCAGGACGACCCGGCAUGUCUUCUCUCCCUCCACCUUCGAGCUAUGGCCUCGGCGCGCAAAACACGUCGGCACCGAUGUCGCAGCUCCAGCAGCCGCAGCAGCAGAUGUCUCAACAGCAGAUGCAGCAGAUGCCGGACAUGAACGCGCCUCGCGGCCCUCUCGCGCCCGUGCGCGCCAACGAGGGUCUGCUCAACCCCCUUCAGCCCGCCGUCACGGGCAUGUUCGUGCCGACGCAUCCUACGGGCUUCCAGCAGCCCAUAGGCAUGCAGGCAACGGGCAUGUCCAACAUGUCGGGCGGCAUGGGGAUGGGCGGCGGCAUGGGCGGCGGCAUGGGCGGCGGCAUGGGCGGCGGCAUGCUUUCGCCUGGUGGGUACCAGCAGCCCAUCCAGCCCGCGUACACGGGCCUGCCGUCAUAUCAGCAGCCGCAGCAGAACACGAGCUUUAACGCCAUCGCCAACCUCCCUCCACCGCAGAUUCCGCAGCCGACAGGUGUUGGCGGCGGCGACAAGUUUGCGCCGUCCAACAUCUUCAGCGCGAUGAAGCGGACCGACUUUGGCAAGAGCGAGGAGGCGAACCCACAGAGUGCGAACAAAUAUGACGCGCUCCGACCCCUCACGACGGGCUACAACGGCGCACCGGGCAUGUUCCCGCAGAACACGGGCAUGCCGAUGCAGAUGCAGGGCACUGGAAUGCCCGGCAUGAUGGGCGGCGGCAUGAUGCCCGGGCAGGGCAUGUACCCGCAGGCGACGGGAUACAACCCCCAGAUGAUGGGGCAGUACGGGCAAUACGGGCAGGGAGGAUAUGGCCAGUACUAGGCGAGUGCGUUGUCGUACGGGAUGUGAGGAGAUGGGAUGAUUCUGAUCGCUAGGAUCGACUCGGCCGUGUAGACGCGAAUACCUGGCUAGACUUAUGAGCAGUAUGCAAGCAUGAUAUGGCGGUG